Messenger RNA from Rhagoletis pomonella (apple maggot), 864 nucleotides. RefSeq names its product mediator of RNA polymerase II transcription subunit 15-like. Bases 1 to 864 code for a protein of 287 amino acids. The transcript has 3 exons. NCBI's taxonomy places the organism in Eukaryota, Metazoa, Arthropoda, Insecta, Diptera, Tephritidae. The record is from RefSeq and is a predicted model, not a curated record.
AUGUCCUUAAAUCGUACCCCUCCCAAAGGGGGAGGGCAGGAAUCAUCUCAGCCACAACAACAACAGCAUAGACAACAAAGGUCACAACAGCAACAAGAAUCCCAACUUCCUCUGCAGCCCGAAACACCGCAGAAAUCACAGACACAACAGGAAAAGCAACAGCAACAACCGGAAAAGCAUGAACAGAAACAGCAACAACAACUGUCGAUCUCAAGACGGUCACCAAAUUCGUGGAGCUCACAAUGCCCCACCUCGGCCAAUAGUAAAAAUCCAAAUAUCCAGGAUCAAAUUGAGCUACUUCAAAAGCAAUUGCAAUUACUGUACCAACAGCAAGCCUCAAAUGAUGAACCUACCCCAGGACCCAUGGACCACAGUAGAACCCAAAAAACGGCCCCGAGAAAGCUCAGCAACACAACAGAAACUAAUAGCAGCUCUGUGGUAAUCAAAUCGAUUAUUACUAGUAUAUCGCACGAAAAGACUAAUGGAGAAACGGAAACAACAAAGACCACCAAACAUCAACACAACCCAACACCUUACUCAAAUGUCUUAAAACUCCAACGAAGCAACUUUAGCACCAGCCAAAACAAUUCCGCAAAUGAGGACAAUCCUUUGGUACCAAUAGCACCGAGAAGAAUCACCACCUACGACGACAUUACGCCUGGCGACAUAAUGCAUGAUGAAGAUACACAGGUCGGCACCGCUUGCGAGAGCGCUUCAGCCAUAGAACGCCCAGGCGAAAACCCCACGGGCAGCAAAACGCUUAUAUAUCCUAAAAACAUUUCAAACAGACAAAAAUCUCAACUAAAAUCCAUAACUAAAAACAGAACAAAAAAGACAGAACCACUCGAUAAUGCUCAUGCAUAA